This is a messenger RNA of Planococcus citri (citrus mealybug), 2992 nucleotides long. RefSeq names its product maltase A1-like. Gene Ontology annotation, biological process: carbohydrate metabolic process. The coding region runs from base 1786 to 2817 and encodes 343 amino acids. Lineage: Eukaryota; Metazoa; Arthropoda; Insecta; Hemiptera; Pseudococcidae. The record is from RefSeq and is a predicted model, not a curated record. The transcript has 6 exons.
ACCACGUAUGCUCGAGACUGGUGCUUGUUAAUGACCCACUUUUGACUGAUUACACACAAUUUUUCCAAAAUCACUGGGUUCAAGCUCGAAACCAUCGUUUAUUUUUUCAGUUUACACCCAAAUUUUGACGAGCUGGACAGAAAUACUGUAUGGUUUCGAAAUGGAACACAGUAUGGAGUGCGAACUUCGAUAACAGAGGUUUUUGAGGGCGCUGAUUUCAUUUUCAAUCGGUCAUUUGAUCCCUAAAUCCAAAACGGUCUCACAGGGAAGGGAGGGGGUAGGUAUAAAAUUCAAAAUUUUCAACAAAAAAAAUGCAUUAGUAUCGAAAUGAGGUUUUUAAGCGUUCUAAUUUUAUUUUUGACAUAUAUUUGAUCCGAACACACGAAAUAAUAUGGCCUUCAGGAGAUCAAUGUAACAUUCAAAUAUUCCAAAAAGCAUCGCAUUUUUCAACAUUUUUAUCUCUUUUUAUUUCCCUAUUCUUUACAUGGUUAUUUUUGAUCCACAGGUCAAAUGGUCGAUUAAAUUGAAACCAACGCCCUCAAAAACCUAUAACUAAAUAGCAAUAUUUUAUUUUUCAAUCUGUUACAUUCAGAGGCCCUAUUUCAAGGCAAUGCCAUUUUUUUCGAAAACGAGCAAAAACAGGAAAAAAUUGGUGUAAGGAAGUGAAAAUACAUACUUAGUACAAAGCAUUCUCGGUGUAUUUGUUUAUACAAUGUUGCAAAAUAUUUUUUAUGUUCAGCUCAAUUUUUCAUGUGGACCACUAUUUGAUAUUUAUGUCAUAUCAGAAUGAAAUUUGUACCCAUGGCUGCAUUUCCACAAUACAUUGACAUCAUUCCAAAAUUUUACCAUCAAUGUAUCACUGCAUCACAACAGAUCAGCAUUUCAACACAGCACUUACACAGACAUCAACGAUGAAAAAUGCGGCGACACGAUAUCUCAAGUACAUUUUAAUUGUAACGAUUGCAAAUGUGAAUUAUUUUCUGAAGUUACGUUACAUGGUGUAAUGUAUCAUAAGUGUUCGUAAGAUAUACCUACUGAUUCAUCUCCAAUUAAACCAUCGAAUUAAUAAGUUGACAAAAAUAUUGCAUCGAGUUGCCCAACACAGCUCUCAAAAAAUAUAUUUAAAUACAAGUCCUCGAUUUACAAAAAAGUCAGUCGAAAAGAAAGAACAUUACUUAUUUGAUAAGUGCUCGAUUAAAAUUUAGUUUCGAUUUGUGAAAUCGUCCAACAUGAAAUUCGUGCUACUUUUAUUUACUUCGUUGAUCAUUUCCAAUGUCUUUGCUUUGGAUAAGGAAUGGUGGAAACACGCCAACAUUUACGAAAUAUAUAUGAAAUCGUUCAAGGACAGCGAUGGCGAUGGAAUCGGUGACAUUAAUGGUAUAAUUUCCAAACUGGACUACCUGGUUGAAAUUGGAGUGGAUACCGUGUACCUGACACCAUUUUACCCUUCUUCGAUGGCUGAUGGUGGUUACGAUAUAACAGAUUACAAAGGAAUUGAUUCAGUUUAUGGAACUAUGCAAGAUUUUGAACAGCUGAUAAAAGAAAUGAACAAAUAAAACAGCCCCAUAUACCGAUUUCUACGUUUGGGCUAAUCCAAAAGGAUAUGAUUCGAAUGGCAAACCUAUCUUACCAAAUAAUUGGUUCAGUUUUGUAUCAUUUGAAGAGAAAGGAAGUGCAUGGACUUGGAACGAGAAAAGAAAACAGUUCUACCUUCAUCAGCUGAUAAAAAAACAACCAGAUUUGAAUUUAAGGAAUAAAGAAGUCAAAGCAGAAAUAAAAGGCAUUAUGAAAUUUUGGCUAGAAAAAGGUGUAUCAGGAUUUCGAGUCGAUGCACCGAUGCUGUUCAUGGAAGACGAACAACUUCGAGAUAAUCCACCACCCAAGCUUGAUGCAAACAUAUUCACAGUAUUUGGAGAAUGCGAACGUACUUUAAACCAUCCAGAUACAUUCAGGUUCAUAAACGAAUUGAAUGUAUUUCUUCAGCAAUACGAUCGAAAGAGUAGAAAGAAAAUUCAAUUGGAGACAGUAAUGAAGUACUAUGGAACAAAACGAUUCCCAGUAUUUAACCUGCCUCUAAAUUAUCGUUUCGUCGGCCUGGCCGGAUAUCUGGACGCUUAUCAACUUCGCGAUUUUCUUCGAGCUUGGUUGGAUAAAGUUCCAAAAAAUAUGCACAUUAACUGGGCACUGGGUAACCACGAUUUUGGUAGAGUUGCGCAUUAUUUCAACACUGAAUACAACUCCAUUCUAUUGGCAUUGGUAACCAUGUUACCAGGAACACUCGUCAUAUAUUUUGGCGAAGAACUUACCAUGGGAGCGAACAAUCUAGUCAUAAAUGAUGAUAUUUAUUUGAGAAAUCCUCAUCGUUCACCGAUGCAUUGGGAUGAUACAAGAAAUGCAGGUUUCACUUCUGGUGAAAAAUCUUGGCUCCCGGUGCAUCCAAAUUACUGGCAUUACAACGUGCAAACUCAAAAAACCUACGAAAACAGCAGCUUGAACUAUUUCAAAGAUUUAACAUCUCUUCGAAAAACUGACACGGUGAAAUACGGUGAUUUGAAGUUCCACAUCGUAUCCAAAUGGGUGAUGGCUUAUUCCAGAACUUACAAAGGAACCAGUUACAUCGUAGUGAUGAAUUUGGGAACAGAAACUCAGCCCAUAGAUUUAUACGAUGCCACGAAUAACAUUUCAACAACUCUGACGGUAGUGGCUUGCAGUCCAAAUUCUGGAUACAAGAAAGGAUAUGAAAUGAAAACGACGCCGAAUUAUCCCACUGCAUCCCUUCUCAGACCACAUUCUGUUGUUGUACUAAGCUCCAUGUGAUUUCACUCACAGAAAUACUACAGAAUGAAACUAAUAUUAAUUUUAUACUCAUUUUUAAGUAAUAAACAGAUAAUAAUAAACAUAUUUUUCAAUUCAAAAGUACAGCCAGACAUCCCAACGAUAAAUAUAUUUUUUAAAGCCACUUUAGAAAUUCUUAUUCGCCAAAAAAGAAAUA